AUGGCGCGGAGAGCGCUCCUGCUCGUGAUCACCAUGGCCACCGCCGCGCUUGUCUUACUGCUGGCCGUGGCUCCAGCGCCAGCGAUCGCCAUGGAUUUCAGCGACAAGGACCUGGCGUCAGAGGAUUCCCUGUGGGCCUUGUACGAACGCUGGCGCGCGGAGCACACGGUAUCUCGUAAUCUCGGCGAGAAGGCCAGCCGCUUCGAUGUGUUUAAGAAGAACGUUCGGCUCAUCCACGAGUUCAACCUCGGCGACGAGCCCUACAAGCUCCGUCUCAACCGCUUCGGUGACAUGACCGCCGACGAGUUCAGCCGUGUCUAUGCCUCCUCCCGCGCCUUCCACGGCGACCGGAGGAGCGACAGCUUCAUGCACGGCAGUGCUGCCGCCUCCAGCCUCCCCUCGUCGGUGGACUGGAGGAAGAAGGGCGCGGUGACGGGCGUCAAGGACCAGGGGCAAUGCGGCAGCUGCUGGGCGUUCUCCACGGUCGCGGCCAUCGAGGGCAUCAACGCGAUCCGCACCAAGAAGCUGAUAUCUCUAUCGGAGCAGCAGCUCGUGGACUGCACCGCGUCCAACUGGGGCUGCAGCGGCGGCUGGAUGGACACCGCAUUCCAGUACAUCUCCAGUGGCUGCGGAAUCGCCUCCGAGGCCGCGUACCCCUACACUGCCCAGCAGGCGCCCACCUGCAAUACGUGUGUCCCCCGCGUGGUCAAGAUCGACGGCUACCAGGACGUGCCGGCCAACAACGAGACGGCGCUGCAGGUGGCGGUGGCGGCGCAGCCUGUGUCGGUGGUUGUCGACGCGAGCGGGUUCCAGUUUUAUUCUGAAGGGGUGUUCGCCGGAGAGUGCGGGACUUCGACCAACCACGCCGUGACGGCGGUGGGGUACGGCACCACCGUGGACGGCACCCAGUACUGGAUCCUCAAGAACUCAUGGGGCGUAGGGUGGGGCGAGAAAGGAUACAUCCGCAUAAAGCGCAACGUGGAAGACAAUCGGGGACUUUGCGGCAUCGCCCAGGUGGCAUCCUACCCUGUCAAGACAUCGCCCAACAACAAACAGGGGGACGUCCUCCGCGAUGAGCUCUGA
Lolium rigidum is the source of this 1083-nucleotide messenger RNA. RefSeq names its product ervatamin-B-like. NCBI's taxonomy places the organism in Eukaryota, Viridiplantae, Streptophyta, Magnoliopsida, Poales, Poaceae. Gene Ontology annotation, molecular function: cysteine-type endopeptidase activity. Gene Ontology annotation, cellular component: lysosome. The coding region runs from base 1 to 1083 and encodes 360 amino acids. The transcript has 2 exons. The record is from RefSeq and is a predicted model, not a curated record.